AUGGAAAAAACUGAUUUCACAAUAGAAUAUGGAAUAAGUAAGACUCUUGUAAGAAUAAGAGUCCAUAAGCACCUGUAUGAAGAGGAAGAGGAAGUGAAGGGCGAUCACACCCACCAUCUGACAGGAUCUGACACCCCACAUAUAACCUCUGAAAAGAACGUCCGGACUCGGACCGUAAAGGGAGUCGGGUUGAAUCUGUCCGUGGGGAGAAUCCCGGGAAACGUCCACAGCAAGUACAUGCUCAUCGACGGAGAUAAAGUCAUGUUUGGAACGUACAGUUUCUCCUGGAGCUCUUCUCGAAUGGACAGAAACAUGAUCACGGUGAUGUCGGGGCAGGUGGUGGAUUUCUACGAUAACGAUUUCCGACAACUGUACGCCAUCUCAGACAAACUGGACCUCUUUAAGGAGUUUCACAUCAGUAAGCCCCAAAUGGGAACGCUGUCUCGGGCCGCGGUGCCCAAACGCCCCGCAGCGGCCACUUCUCGCUUCCAGGUCAAUCUCGGAGACGCGACGCGCGGAGAUCUGAAAGUGCCGGCACACAAAUACCACAAUCCCAAAUACCUGCUAGCGCUCGGACAGAUCCCGGGACCCACGGAGCCGCUGCAGGACUUCUUCAGUAAGAUGGAGCCGCCCGAUCCGGAGCCGGAGCCGGAGAAUCCCACGGAAGAGCUGGAGAACCUCACACCUGUUCCCUCUCAGCCCGAGAAGAAAGAGUCCAAGAAACUCAAAACACUGACUUUUAACACAAAGCGGUGGAAGAAAGGGAAGAAGGACCAGGCGAGCGACGCGGUUAUUGAAGAAAAGACAGCGAACCCUUCAGACGACGCUUCUAAACACACGCUCACCAGAGACGAGACGCAGGACAGCCUCAGAAAGAAGAAGAGAGGAUUCAGGUGCCUUUUUAAAAAAAGCUAAAUCACAGUUUUUUAAUCACAGCCCUUUAAAUGAGCCACUAAAGCCUGUUAACCCUCAUUGAGACGUGUUUACAGAACACCUGAUUCCUGAGUGUGCAUGUGAUGCGAUCGAUGUGAAAACUCAGCGAUAGUGAAGCCUUCUAAUGAUGCACGACGCUUGAGAAAGAAACCAAGCGAUGUCUAAAUUACAUUAAAGGGGAAGUUCAGGGGUGAAACUGUGUUUCUGAAAUCCAUCAUUCUGGGAACGUGUGCAAAAGGGAAAAAUGGUGCAUAAAGAGACUUUUUAAAAAAAGGGGUUUUGUAUCGUGGGUGA
Molecule: messenger RNA, 1227 nt
Organism: Sinocyclocheilus anshuiensis
Lineage: Eukaryota; Metazoa; Chordata; Actinopteri; Cypriniformes; Cyprinidae
Product: protein FAM83D-like
Exons: 3
Coding region: 1-915 (304 amino acids)
Biological process (GO): signal transduction
Molecular function (GO): catalytic activity; protein kinase binding
Source: RefSeq, a predicted model, not a curated record